Messenger RNA from Cladophialophora psammophila CBS 110553, 1317 nucleotides. RefSeq lists its product as uncharacterized. NCBI's taxonomy places the organism in Eukaryota, Fungi, Ascomycota, Eurotiomycetes, Chaetothyriales, Herpotrichiellaceae. Gene Ontology annotation, cellular component: SAGA complex. Bases 1 to 1317 code for a protein of 438 amino acids. Gene Ontology annotation, biological process: regulation of transcription by RNA polymerase II. Gene Ontology annotation, molecular function: transcription coactivator activity. The transcript is spliced from 2 exons. The record is from RefSeq and is a predicted model, not a curated record.
AUGGCGACAUUCGACGAGACCUUCAACCCCGCCGCUCUUACACGAUCGGAUACCAUCACUUCGACCACGAGCACACCAAAGGCUCCUCCGGGCUCUACGUCGAAACCGCAAAAAGCCGCCCAAAGCUAUCCUCGAGUCGAUCUCGAACCUCUGUAUACCGAACUAAAAUCACUAAUCGGCCACAACUGGGACACAUAUUUCGACGCUAUAACCAGGUUUAUACGAGGUGAACUGAAUGCACGAGAGUUCGGCGACCUCUGCGAUGUCUUCAUUUAUGCGACUCCUCAAACGGAACAUGCCCACAAUUCUUUAAUACUCGCGAUACUCUGUAAUACCGGCAAAGACCCUCCUGAUCCUGGACUAGCAGCAUGGGUCAGCGCAACGACGGACAAGUCUGCCCUGACGUCGGGCACGAAACCCGCUGCCACGGGCGAUGCAAGCGAACAGCGACUGAAAGCCGAAGUGAUGGCGCUGCCCGCCCGUGACCGACGACGCAUCAAAGGAGCAGCGAAUGACAAGGCAGAUGAGGAGGCGGCAGCUCGGAGGAACCCAUAUGAAGACCUGUAUCUCGCUGGAAGAAUUAAAGCACCCGAGGCUGGCCCAAGCGCAGUCGCAGGAGGACUGACGAAGACGAACUGGGAUUUGGAGAUUAGGAAAAGAUAUCUACAGCCACUUUUCUCAGAGACACUCGAGUUUCCGGAUACAACGGCGAUACAUUCUCGGAUUGUCCCCAUUUGUUAUGAAGAGUCCAUCGCGCAAGGUUGCUCCAUACAAUGCGCCGAACUAGUGGGAAUUGCAGCGGAGACGUAUCUAAAAGGCGUGCUGGCUGAGGUCAUGAAUCGAACACGGCCCAACGGCCCAAGAUACGAGCACAGCGCGGGCGGAGGCAUCUUGACGAGCUCCUACAAGAGGAAAAUCGACCGCGAGGAGGAGGAAAUCAAGGCUGGGAGGCUUAGCAAGACCCGUGAUGAUGACUUAUUACCGACUGAAGCGCAGGUCGCAUAUGCAAGACGUCCCAUCGGCAUGGCGGAUCUGCAACUCACCGCUCAGGUCGGUCCUCUACCUUGGAAUGCAAUGCCUUGUAUUGGAUACAGCCUGAGCAAUGCUUCGGCCGGUUAUGAUCAUGAUCAGUGGCUUACGGAGCAAGAGCAAGCCGCGAGUGCGGCGACGGCGACGACGACGAAUGGACAUGUUGAUCCAGCCGAAGAUAGUAUGGAUGUCGACGGUACCGACAACUACGGCUGGGAAGGCGCUGGGCCACAAGACAGGGCAGGUCUGGAUUCUGUUCUUGCUGAUUGUCUGGCUAUUCGUGUGUAG